Messenger RNA from Mizuhopecten yessoensis (Yesso scallop), 4736 nucleotides. RefSeq names its product phospholipid phosphatase 1-like. The transcript has 6 exons. Bases 283 to 1065 code for a protein of 260 amino acids. Gene Ontology annotation, biological process: signal transduction; phospholipid metabolic process; phospholipid dephosphorylation. Gene Ontology annotation, molecular function: phosphatidate phosphatase activity. Lineage: Eukaryota; Metazoa; Mollusca; Bivalvia; Pectinida; Pectinidae. The record is from RefSeq and is a predicted model, not a curated record.
GAGUAGGUGCAUGAGUCUAAUACUUUCUGAUAUACCAUUUUUUGAAAACUUAAGGUGACAAGACUUUGAGCUACUGAGCUCUAUAAGUUGACAAACAAGGAAGGUGUUUGUAUAAACAUUUAACAAGUGGUCCUAGGAUUGUCAGAUGCCUAACUGAUCCUAUACCUGGCCCUCGGGGUAGUUACAAACUGGACAACCAAAAACGUGUCAGUGCCAAUCCUUAUACUAAAGCUUGUUGUGACGCCGUUCCAUCGUGGAUUCUACUGCGAUGAUGAGAGUCUUAUGCACCCCCACAAACACGAUACCAUUCCAACCUGGGCGGCCGCCAUGGCUGCCUUCAGUAUCCCAAUCAUAUGUAUGACUAUUAUCGAGGGCGUGCGUUUGUCAAUGUUCAAAAGAAGUUGCCAUUGUGGAGUGGUACAGAAACGAUACUUCCAGGUCCUCUAUAGAUGCCUAGGUGCAUUUUUAUUCGGGGCAGCGGUGACCCAGUUGACGACGGAUAUUGCUAAAUAUAGCCUAGGAAGACUUCGGCCACAUUUUCUGACUGUGUGUAAACCUGAUAUAAAAAACUGUUCAGCGCAGACAGGAUACAUUGAAACAUCAGUCUGUACUGGUACAGAUCUGGCAGCCAUUCAAGAGGCCAGGCUUUCCUUUCCAUCGGGACAUACAUCCAUAACUAUGUACUGUUUUGUGUAUAUCAUGAUUUACCUGCAAAUGAGGUUUAAGUGGCGGAAGUGUUGGUUACUAAGGCCUUUCAUCCAGGUCCUGUUGUUCUACAUGGCAUACUACACUUCUCUGUCACGUAUCUCUGACUACAUGCAUCACUGGAGUGACGUCCUAGGCGGAGCCGUAGUGGGGCUGGCAGUCUGUUUACUCGUGGUGUUCUGUGUGAGCGACAUAUUUACGGAGACAUCAUGCUGUAAACCAGUCGACCCUAAUGACAGACCUGAAAAUGACUUAACCCUCUUCAAACCUGCUCGCCACGAUGAUCGUCUUAGCUGCCAGACUUCCUCGGAAUCUACAGUAUCUACCAAUAGUGCCCAACACAUUAUAGCCGUCUCCUAGCAGAGAUCAAUGGUUAUACUGUAAAUCACACUACUAUUAUGCCUCAUAUGCCUUAAGUACUGACGCUUGAAUUCACAUUGCGGACAUUUGCUUGUAAGAAAAAUAUUUUAGUUACAAUUUCAGAAAAAUUCAGACUUAUGUACUUACAGUUUUGAUGUAAUAGUUUUCUUUUAAUCAAAUCUUCUCAAAUAAGCGAUCACAAGAAAGUCGUAGGUCACAUUCAAAUGUGCUUGUAUUAGGGUGACACAGAGCAACGAUGAACCACCAAAUAAUUAUUCAAGCAUGACGAUGGAGUAAUUAGGUGAUUGACCCUCCUGACGUAUAUAUUUUAUUGGAUGCAAUCAUGCUAUAUUCCUUUCCGUAUCACAAAACCUGUGUUCUACUUACCUAACCACUUAAACACAGCAUUGACAUUGGCUCUAACACUUUUAUUUGUAAGGUAACAUCCACAUUUUCGAUGUACCGGUAAAACCACAGAAUAAACCCACCGACUCAAAAUGUUUUUUGGAACAUAACACAAAGAACAACUACAUGUGAAUGUUUUCCUAUCGAAAAAUAUUCCGUUUUUUCCUCAUUACUGUUAAGAGUACCAGUAGUUGGGACCAAUAACAUUGUUACCACGAAUUUGAACUUUAACAAAACUUUUUGGUUCACUCAAGUCUGCAGAUGGAAAUGGUUACCAUAGAAAAGAUGACCUUGAUCAUUAGCAAAAUCUUAAAAAUAUACAAAAAUUGAAUUUAUUUACUUGAACGCAAAGUGACAUACAAAUGUAACAGUUCAUUCUAGGAAUGCUCUUAAAAAAUAGGUAAAAAUCCAAGUACUACUAGACAAGUUCUGUGAUAAUAUUUUAUUCAAUUCUGCAAGGAAUUUUAACCAUUCCAUUCACUGCAAACUAAAUAUUUAUUUUUAAACCAUAAAAAUAUAUAAAAUCAGAAAGAUUCUGUAAUAUAACAAACUGCAUAAGACACAGUCAAAAUAUUUUGCAGCUAAAACAAAUAUCUUUUAUGUUCUUUCCUAAACAUUUGCUAAAACCAAAAUUUGGUUUGUGAAGAAUAAUGCAGCACAUGUAUUCUUUUUUCAUUAUUGGAUAAAUCUAAAUAUUAUCUACAGUUUAUUGGAUAAAUCUAGAUAUUAUCUACACAGUUUAUUGGAUCAAUCAAUUUUCAUCUUCACAGUUUAUUGGAUAAAUCGAAAUAUUAUCUUAUGUAUAGUAUACAGAUAACUGGAUAAAUCUAAAUAUUAUCUACACAGUUAAUUGGAUAAAUCGAAAUAUUAUCUACACAGUUUAUAAGAUAAAUCUAAAAAUUAUUUACACAGUUUAUUUGAUAAAUCUAGAUAUUAUCUACAGGUUAACUGGAUAAAUCUAUCUAAAUAUUAUCUACAGUUUAUUUGAUAAUCUUAAUAUUAUCUACUAAGUUUAUUGGAUAAAUAUAACCAUUAUCUACAAAGUUUAUUGGAUAAAUCUUAAUAUUAUCUACAAAGUUUAUUAGAUAAAUCUAGAUAUUAUUUACAAAGUUUAUUGGAUAAAUCUAAAUAUCAUCUACACAGUUUAUUUGAUAAAUCUAAAUAUUAUCUACAGUUAUCUAAAUUUUCUCAUUGUCACAUUAUAUUUAACUCUUAGAUAAUGAGGUUCAACAGUUUUUCAUACUGAAAUGAAGAUUUGGUUUAGAAAACUGGCACUUGUUAAUAUUUCUGAUGAGUAGUUUGUGUCUUUUGCCCUUUAAAGUGAGUGCUUUUGUGUCCCAGAUGUUUCUUUUGUCCAACACUUGAAUGUGAUUUUCAAGACAUUUGAAUGCAAAUAAAGUAUCUGAUGACAGAUUCUUGUGAAUAUAUAGCAUACUUGUGUAUGUGUUAUGUAAAAUCUCUCUGAAAUAUAACUGAUCAAUUUGACAUGCAUUAAUUUAUUUCUGAUUUAUCCUGUGGUUAAAAAAUCGUGGUAAGAUGGCAUCAAUUAUUCUAAAAAUCCUCUACUGUAAUUAGAAAUAUUGUUAUUGUUAAUCAAUACAUUUUUAACUUGAACAUUCCAGUUAGAUGCCCCUGUUACAACGUAAUCAUAAUGUAUACUAUGUGCUUGAAUCAACUGUCCUUCCCUCUAUAAAUAAUGCUUUUAUUGUUCACGAGCAAGAUGAAGGAUUUGAGUUGAUUACUUUACAUGUAAUUAAGUCUCACAGUUUUAUAGAGGAAUGGGUAGUUGUACAUAGCACCUGGGAAUAUCACAACGGUAAGUUACUUGUCAUUAUUGAAAUGAUUUUAAUUUGAAUGCCAUAUCUUAAAUUAAGGUAAAAACAUAUGACAAAUUUAUCACAAGUUCUGGAUCUUAAGAAUAUUAUUUUCUGGUGCUGAAUGUAUGUUUUAUUUUAUGUAUAUAGCUAUGUAGAUUAAUAUGAAUUUAUUUUAGUUACCAUGUAUGUACAUGGAAAUACCGGUAAUCACUUACAGUUUAAUUUUCAAUAUGCCUAUCCUGCAUUUAUUGAUCGUGAAGAAAAUAAUACUGUCUUAAUAAAACCCAUUUUAGCAGUUGUGUACGCCAGUUAACUCUUGCAAGUAUUAAAUCAGCCUACUUUAUUAUUCAAUAAUUUGUGAACCACAUUUAGACGAAGUACGAACCUCGUUGUAGGUUGUGAUAAACCGGUAUUAUUAUCACUAAUUUCUAACACCUGUCUUUUAAUUUGUUUAUGAAGCGAUCUCACAUGCAUUACAUUCCGCUAAGUUCUCAGGCAAUUCUCUAAAACUUUCAUUAUCUAAUUUCGGUUUACAUUAUAUAUUUGUUUUGAAUGUUUUCACAUAAUGUACUAGUGAUAAAUUAUCAAAUGUGCUAUAAAUACAUUGUAUGUGUGUCUAUAUGAAAUAUAGUGUAUACUGUGUGUACGCUGUUUUUGUGUGUGUCAGUACUACACUAGUACCUAUAUGUACAUGGUCUAAACUAAAUGUUGCUGGUGAGUACAAAGUUUAUUUGCUAAUUCAAGUUAAGAACGAAUUCAGAUUUAAAAGGUAAGGUCUUUUUACCAUAAAAAUAUCAAACAGUUCCUAUUCAGGACUUUUUAACAUAAAAUAUUGUCCUUCAAUGACCAUAUAGAUGUUGAUAGGACGUUAAACAAUACUAUACCAAACCAUAGAAAUAUUACAUGUAAUAUAGAUCUAUAUGCACAAGAUAUGGAAUGUUUCAAUGAGGAAAGCAAAGGACAAUGGACAUUAAGGGCCAAAAAUGGCCUCAUCUCAAAAAUUACUUGUUUUUGCCUCACUUUUGACCAACAAGUAUACAUUCAAACAAAUUUUUAAGUUUUUUCCAAUUAUCAAUUAUUUUUAGAGACAUUUCAUUAUUGCAGUUAAUUCCAGUAAUCUAUUUCCAAACCACACUGACUUUUUGACUAGAUGGAAAUUUAAGCUACAUUGUACCUACAGAAAAUUGCAAGUGGGUUAUAUUUUGAUUUGUAAAACAUUUCAGUAUGUUUGUAAAUGUAAGUCUCUAACCCAGAUAAUAUACAUGUAUGUGCAGUUUACAUAUCCUUCUUCUUCAGCUGCAGAAAUGGUCCAUAAAAUUAAAUUCAUUGAUCAAGCAGUUAAACCUCAGUAUCCACCUACAUAAACUGAUAUCAGUGUUUAUUUUAAACAUUUUCUUCAGGUUGGUAAAUAUGGAUUAUGAAAAGUUCUUUUUACACAACCAAAAAAAU